GACCAACAAGGUGCGUGGUCACGUGACAGAAAGGCGGGAGCACGUUGUUGCAUAGAAGCCGGCCAUUUUGCGAGAUAAGGGUUGCAUUUAGGUGGAUUUUUACCGUUUCGUUCAUUGCUCGUAAGUUGAAAGGCGACAGUCAUGGCGUCCAGGACAAAGAAAACCACAACUACCACUUACACCAGCCGAUCCGACUCUGGGAUCGAGUCGCCUGGCUCCAGCGCGUCCUCGCCUCGCCGGCAAAGGCCUCCAUCACCGGCAAGAAGGGUUCGUUUGCAAGAGAAAGAAGAGCUUAUGAACUUGAAUGACCGUCUGGCAGCCUAUAUCGACAGAGUACGACACUUGGAGACGGAAAAUAGUCGGUUGUUUACUCAAGUGCGAUCUACUGAAGAAGUUGUGAAACGGGAGGUGACGAAUGUUAAGUCACUCUACGAAAGCGAGUUAGCUGACGCAAGGAAGCUCUUGGAUGAUACCGCCAAAGAAAAGGCUCGUUUACAAAUUGAAUUGAACAGAUAUAAGGAAUCAAGUGACGAGUGGCAGUCAAAAUACUAUAAACGAGAUCGUGAAGCACAGAGUCUAGAGAAGAAAAUUGCUGGUUUUGAGGCCACAAUCCUCGACCUUCAACAACGUCUUUCAGAUGCUGAAAGCAAGAAGAAACCACUAGAGAAAGAAAAUGCUAAUCUACGAGCAGAAAAUGCUGCACUGCAGAAACAGCUGGACAAACUCAAGGCCCAGUUGGAGGAAGAAACACUUCUACGUGUCGACCUUGAGAACAGAGUACAGAGUCUCAAGGAAGACAUCGCCUUCAAAUCUCAGGUGUAUGAAAAGGAACUUGACGAGAGUCGAACCCGGACUACUGUUGAGCUGGAGGAGGUGGAUGGACGUCUGCAGCAGGAGUAUGAGGACAGACUAGCUGACGCUUUGCGUGAUUUGAGGGGGCAACACGAGCAUGACCUGCACCAGGUCAAGGUUGAACUGGAAGUUCUCUAUGAGAACAAGCUGGGAGAUCUUCAGAGCCAGGUGGACCGCAGUGGGGCGUCAGCUGGCAAUGCCUGGGACGAACUCCGGACCAUCCGCAAGAAGUAUGAUGAUUUGUCAUCGGAGGUAGCAAGACUACGCUCUGAGAAUGCUUCCUAUGGGGGACGUGUGUCAGAGCUGGAGGAACGUCUACGCCGUGAGCGUGACGAGUUCCUCAUCCGCCUGGAACAGAAGGAUGCUGAGAUCGCAGAGUUGAGGCAGAACCUAGAUGACCAGGCCAUGGAGUACGCGGAUCUCCUGGAGAUCAAGAUCCGGCUGGACCGGGAGAUCGACGCAUACAGGAAACUGCUGGAAGGCGAGGAGGCCAGGUUGAACCUGUCCCAGUCUGCCACAGAGGGAACCCCGCGGAAGACACCCAAGAUCUCCCAGGUGUCACGUGGCGCCAAGAGGAAGCGAGUGACUCUGUCCGAGGCGGUGGAGGAAUUCUCCCAGCAGGCCAGCAGCAGCGGCUACUCAACACAGACCUCUGCCAAGGGAGCCAUCGAGAUCAAGGAGGUCAACCAAGAUGGCAACUACAUUAGACUAACCAACAAGUCAGGCAAGGCUGUAAACAUUGGAGGAUGGCAGUUAAAACACGCAGCUGGUGAUGACGAAACAGUGUACAAGUUCCAUCGCAAUGUCACUGUCAAGCCAGGCCUGGAUGUCACGGUAUGGAGCUCUGAUACCGAAACCACACAUGACCCUCCAUCUGACCUUGUGAUGAAAGGUCAACGCUGGUUCAUCUCAGAUUCUAUGAGAACAGUAAUUGUCAGCAAACAAGAGGAAGUGGCAUCAUGUGACAUGGCCAAGUCCUCCAUGAGUAGCAGCAGCUCAUACCGAACAAGUUCCAGCCGACCCGGCCGGCGAGCUACUACAGUUUGAAGGGGAGGGAGAAGAUGGUCAAAAGGAAAAAUGUGCUAUAAUGUGAUCAACCCAGGCAUGUCAUGACUACAAAACAUUAUGCAUAGUGAGAGGAAAAGGGACCCAGUACGUUAUUGGAGAAGAGUGAUAUCAUUAUUUCAGUUAUUUCCUGGAGAUUGUCUUUAACUGUAAUAUCUACAGCCAUCCAGGAACAAGACUGCCGUGAGGGGACAAUUUGGGUCAACGUGAGACUCACUUUGUUUUUCUGUUUGUAAUUAAUCAAAGACGAUAAUUUUCUAAUCAUUAUCCCCAACGGCAUUAAAGUUGCAACCUGUUCAUCCAUGACAAUACAUUAUUGGUGCUCAGUGGAUCCGAAACUUUACAUCUGGUUGAAUAGUGUUGACAAUUUUAGUAUUUGUUUCAUUCAUUGUUGAUGCCUUCCAAAUAUUGUUGGGUAAAUGUUAUUGAUCGAACUUGUCCCCUCAUGAGAGAGUAGAUGUUUUAGAUGUCUUAAGUUAUCUGUUAGUGCGUUAGUGUGGGGUAAGUCUCAGUUGCAGCGAAUGAUCAAAUUUACAGUGCUUAAUCACUGCCAGAGUGACGGGAAACAAUGAUUCAGGAGCUGAUCCUGGGAAAUAUGUACAAAUUCUUCCCUCAAUGUUUCUUCUUCAGUCAGAUCACUAUUUAGGAGAUAUGUCAGUUGACCGAUGAAGGAGGUAUAGUAGCAUUGUGGGUGGCGUACUUGCUGAUCUUACAAAACACCUGGGUUUUAUUCCCCAUUUAUCUACUGUGAGUCCAUUUUGGUGCAACUCGCUGUGAUCUGACAAGAUAAUUGCUUAGUGUUUCAAACCAUCCUCACACAUCCUGUUUGAAUAGCAAUAUGUAAAAAAAUAAUUCAAAUCUCCUCAAUCGUGUGAGAGCAUUGGUUUAAAAUUAAAACUAUGUACUCAACAGUUUGAUAGAGGUGAAUUUAAAAGAAUGAAAACAUUUAAAAUACCCAUAUAAUAAACCCAAAAUAAAUAUAUGUUGCAAUCUGAUAUGAUUAGAUAAAUUUCUUAGUCAUUCAUUUGUAUCUUUUCUUGUGCAUAUUUCUCAGCAUCAUUUUAAGGAGGCUGCCAUGUUUGAAAAUGGUUACAAAUAUUUGGUUUGGGCAGUCCUGCUAGUAAUGACACUGUUCGAAAAUGGAUGAAAAAAUCUCAGGAAUACGAAGAACUUAAUCUGACUUUGUUACGUUCCAUAUUUUGUAUUUCCAUUUAGAAGAUAACAAGCUGCCCUGCUAAUAUAUGUAAUCGCUUAGGAAUCUAUCAAAGUAUACUAUUUAUAUCCUACGUUAUGAAUGUUUUGUGUUUUGUACUUUUAUUUCUUGCACACUUCAUCAUAGAUGAACCUGUUAAUGUUGUUUUAGAAAGCUAAAGCAGUACACUGAUGUGGACCAAUAAUCCUUGAAAUGUUUACAUGAUAUGAUUCGUAUAACACAACUCACUACUAAUAUAUCAAUGGAUGUUUUGUAAAUUGCAAAUGUCAAAGUGAAAAGGAUACAUUUGUUGUAGAAGUCACUUUUGGCGUUAAAUAUUUGUGUUCUUUUACGAAAAUACCAGCAGAUAAUCAAAUGAUAGACUUCUUGAUCCAAAAUGUGCAAGAGUGUGAUUUCAAGAGUGUGAUUUCAAGAGUGAUGUUCACAUUGUUAUAUUGCAUGAAAUAAACAUCUGUACAAAAUAAAACAUUUUGUGUCAUUUUACAAUCAGUGCAUCAGUGAAUUGGUUUAGCCUUAUUAGCUCCACUGUUGCAGCUUUAGUGUCAGUGCUUAGUGCUCAACUGAAAGUCCUACUGUCCAACCUAUAAAGCACAGAAAUAUGCCCUGGUAUGAUUCCAUAUCUCAUGCAGGAAUUGUAUUAACUGUUGAUUAAUUUAUCUAUGGAUGCAUCUUUGUCUGUUCAGUUAGUCAUUGUUUUGUGGAACAGCAUGAAUCGGGUGUGCAUGUUACUUUAGAAUAAUAAUUGAACAAUAAUGGUUAGACCACAAAUAUAUUUUUGAGUGACAGUAAAUGAGUAACAUAUGGACAUACAAGCUGAUUCAGGUUGACGCUUUGCAUAAUAAACAUGUUUUUAUCCAAGCUCUGCAAAGUUAUUGCUGGGAACAUUUUAAGCAACCUACCCUUCACUGACCAAGGGAUGUAACACAACCUGUGUAUACUUGUAUGAAGGGGUGAUGGUUUGUAUGCUUCAGUAAUCUGGUCAGCUGCUUCUCAGUAAUGAGAAAUGGUAUCUUAUCGUCACUAACCAACUGGGAACUAGGAUGCCAUUAUAUGAAGACAUUUGUGAUGGUUUUGUUUCGCAUGGAAAGAUUCAUGACUUAAAACAUUUCAAGUACUGAGAUCUGAUCUCACAAGGUGGUUGUGUUGGAGUGAAUUGUAUCCCUCUGCUGAUGACCAUUUUUGGGGAAAUCUGAAAUGCAUGUCAGUGACAUCCAUUUGCAGGAAUGUCAAUUUACAUUUACAUUUUUUUUCACAAAACAAACUGAUGAAAAUAUUUGUACUUUUUUUAUUCUUUUACAAAUUUAAACUCUAGGUUUUACAGCUAGUAUCUGGUUCAGGUUUUUAUAUGUUUUUAAAAAGAUUUUUGUCCUCCAAUGCCUUUUUAUCAAAACUGAACAACUUUGGCAUGGAGCGCCUUUAAGUGUUGGCUCUUUUCCUGUGUUAUCUGCUUGUUCCAUAUUUGUUGUUACAGAGCAUUCUGUUGCUCUUGUUAAACAAAGGGUUACUUUAGAAAGCAAUAUUGACAUAAAUCUCACAGCUUUCAUGUGACUUUGUUUAAAAUUUCAGUCCUUGCCAGUACCUUGUUUCGUGUGUAGGAUAGUUUUGACAUGACUGCAUUGUUUCACUUCUAACAUUGGUCUUUCUUGUUGUGAGUUUUAUUCUCUUAGAUUUGUCAUUUUAUUAUGUGAAAACAUAUUCCAUAUGCUCGCCACCAUAAUAAUCAUUACAAAUCUAUUAUUUCAUGUCAUGCACAUAAUGUAUGUAGAUGCCUUUCAUAUAAAACUCAAACAUACU
Haliotis rubra (blacklip abalone) is the source of this 4924-nucleotide messenger RNA. RefSeq names its product lamin Dm0-like. The record is from RefSeq and is a predicted model, not a curated record. NCBI's taxonomy places the organism in Eukaryota, Metazoa, Mollusca, Gastropoda, Lepetellida, Haliotidae.